GUAAGUUCACGGAAUAUUUCUACCGAGCUGUGGUAACGAAGGACUAUCGUAUUUGACAGUUUGUAGCUAGUUUAGCUAGCUAGCUACUAUAGUGGAUUUAUUGAAGUUAUUUCGCUUGAUUGCUUCGUAGCCAACAUGUUGCUUCUCGCUUAUUAUGUGGAGAAAGAUGAGAGCAAGCUAACUUAAGCUAGCUAGCCAGCCUAGUGCGCCACACAGAGAAGGUUAGGCUACACAUAAAUAAUCAUUUUAGGCAUCAACCACUUGUUCAAACUAGCUUCUAGGAAGCUAGCAUACCCACUUGACAGGCUCUUGGCUUCUAGUUAACGUUAGCUUUGGGCUUUUAGGUGGCUACUGUUAACGUGUGUUGAUUUAAUAAAUCAGUGCCACCAUCAAGAAAAAUAGCUAUUCUCACUGAAACGUCACCAUUGGCUUUGGAGUAAUUUGUGAUAACACAAGCAAGGCCUUGUCAGGAUGCACACUACCCGUAACCCGUCGUCCAUCCAGGCCGGAGGAGCAGGGGAUGCUCUGGACCUGUCUCUGUCAGGCUCCCAGCUCUCUGUGUCCCGCCGGCCCAGCUCUGCCUCUCCAGGGAAAGUCUUCUCCCGCUCUGUGUCUGUCUCUGUAGCCAGCGAGGGCAGGGGCAAACGCAACACACUGGGUGAUGCUGGGUUUGGCAGCUCCCGCUCUAUCAAGAACUUGAGACGGUCCAACAGUACUACACAGGUCAACCAGCAAGCCAACAUCAGCCUAAGUGAGGACCAGACAGAAGACUUCCUGGCGUUGUUUGACAGCAGCUCAGACGGACGCAGGAAGCUGGCAAGCCUCAGUAAGGCCUCCCCGGACCGUACCACCUGGAACAUCCUGGAUGACCAGCCAAGAGCCUUCCCUACACCUCCCAGCUCUCGCUCCACGGGCAGCGUGGACUCCCCCACCACCAGUGGCCCAAAGAGGAGAGAGACAGGGGUAGCCCUGGCUGCCAACUUCACAGCUAACAACAGGAGCAACAAGGGAGCUGUGGGGAACUCUGUCACCACCAUCUUGCAUAACAACUACUCUGACAAACCCCUCACCCCCAAGAGCUCCAACCAGAAACCCUCCUUCAAUAACAUCCUGAAAGCCACAGUGAAUGACGAGGGACCCCUGGAGAGCAGCUCUCUGACCACCAAGUCCCAGAAGAACUUCUCCUCCUCUACGUCUAACAACAAUGCUGCCCAGCGCAGCCCCAGAGGCUCCCCCAGCCUGCCCCGUAGGAGAGAGGUCACCGAGGAGGAGGCCGAGAGGUUCAUCCAGCAGGUGAACCAGGCAGCGGUGACCAUCCAGCGGUGGUAUAGACGCUAUGCCAGAAGACAGUCACAGCACGCCAGCCAGGCUGCCCUCAGACGCAUCCUUACCACCAAGAAGAAGGAACGAGAACAGAGAGCGGAGGAGGGGAAGUCUCCAGAGGUGCAGAAGAAGGAGGAGGACAGGAAAAGGAUUCGUGAGGAGAAGGCUCGUCUUGCCCGCGUCACAGCCAUUCAGGAGCUGCAGCAGAAGAGAGCCCAGAGGGCUGCCGAGGUACAGGCCUUGGCCCAGGAGGAGAUGGAGACCCUGACACACAGUGGCAAGGUGGGCCGUAAGAAACCCCCCAAGACCACCACCUCCUCCUCCAGCAACAAGAGCCCCACAUCCCCCUGCAACAGGAACCCUAUCUCCCCCACUGGCUCUGACGUCAAGGCCCAGAACACAGACUCUAACAAUGUGAACGUUGUGACUGACCUGGAUGAUGUCACCAACCUGAGAGCGCUGUCCCCUGCACUGUCCAAUCGCAGAGAUUCUCAAUGCUCACAGGAGAUUCUGCAGCGGUCAGUGAGUGUGGAGGACCAGCGCCAGGGGGCGCUGUCGAGCAGAGCCCAGUCUAAGACCACCCUGAAUGACCUGCUGGACACUCUGAAGCUCCUAGAGGAAGAACCAGAGAGGCUUUCUGAACCCAAGAGCUACCACAAGGAGAAGUACUCCUGGAUAGACGAGGAUGGAGACUCCAACUCCCUGACCACUGAUAACCUGGAGCGUCAUGGCCAGCUGGUCCAUACCCCUGUGCUGCCAGACGGGGGCGCUCUCCUCUCUGAGGCCAAGCUACAGAGCAUCAUGAGCUUCCUUGAUGAGAUGGAGAAGUCUGAACAGGAGAGACCUCGAUCUGUCACCUCAGGGUCACACAAAGAGAUGUUGUCAGAAGAGGAUCUUGCGGGAAUAGAGCAAGCCUCGGCCACGGCUGCUGAGGUCACUGGCUCCAUGAUGAGACUGAAGUUGGAGCUGGAGGAGAAGAGGCGCACCGUCAACAUGCUGCAGUCCGCUCUGACCCAGCAGAGGGAGUUGACAGUGAGACAUGUGAAGGAGACAGAGAAGGAACUGAGCAGGAACUUCACUCUGCAGAAGGAGCAGUAUGAAGCCACCAUCCAGAGACACCUCACCUUUAUAGACCAGCUAAUAGAUGAUAAGAAGGCUCUGAGUGAGCGUUGUGAGGGAGUGGUGGGAGAGCUCAAACUAGUGGAUCAGAAAUACACCAAGAAGAUCGGCCAGAUGCAGGAGCAGCAUGAACUGGUGUGGCAAAUUCUGGGUCCCUUGUGCGAGGAGAUCAAGAAGCUGAAAGAGUUGAUGAGUGUCACAGAGAAGGUCCGCAGGGAGAAGUGGAUCGACGAGAAGACCAAGAAGAUAAAAGAGAUCACUGUGAAAGGUCUGGAGCCAGAGAUCCAGAAGCUGAUCUGUAAACACAAGCAGGAGCUGAAAAAGCUGCGGGUCCUUCACGAGGCUGAGCUGCUGCAGGCAGACGAGAGGGCAGCCCAACGCUACGUUCGCCAGAGUGAAGAGCUACGACAACAGCUGGAGAGAGACCGGGACGAGCAGUGUCAGAGAGAGAGGGAACUGGCCAAGCAGAGGUUUGAGAAGCAGCUAGCGGAGGAGGAGAUGUCUCUACAGCAGCAGAGGAGGCGGCUCUACAAGGAGGUGUCUGAGGAGAAGGAGAGACUCAACCAGCUGGCUGCCAGGCAGCGUGCUGAGCUAGAGGACCUGAGGAAGCAUCUGGAGGAUAACAGCUCCCUGGCAGGGAGAGCUCUGAGAGAAGAGCUGGAGAAGAGCAGGGAGGAGCAGGAGAGGAGACACCAGGUGGAGAUAAAGGCCCUCAGAGAACGCCUGGAGAUCGAGAAACAGACCUGGGAGGAGAACUACAUGAAGAAGGAGGAAGCAUGGUUGUUGAGUCGAGAGCGCGAGCUGAAGGAGGAAGUGCGUCGGGGGCGGGACAAAGAGAUCGAGCUGGCUAUUCAGAGGCUGGAGGAGGAGACGAGCGGGGCCCGCGACGAAUGUGACCGGGCCGCUGACAAUCGUGUGAAGCGUGUGAGGGAGAAGUACGAGGCUGAGCUGAGAGAGUUGGAGCGCUCUGAGAGGUCCGCCUUGGAGAAACAGCAGGAAAUGAAGAAGAGACAGAGUGAGACGGAGGGAGAGCUGAUCAGACUACAGGGCCAGCUCAGACAGAGAGAGCAGGAGAUCGAGGACAUCACACAGAUCCGUGACAAGCUGUCCGAGGAGCGUCGCAGCCUGGCAGAGGUGAUCAGGCAGGAGUUUGCUGAAAGACUCAUCGUGACGGAGGAUGAGAACAGGAGGAUGAAGAUUGAGACGUCGGAGGUCAGGGCUAGGCUAAGGCUGGAGGUCGAGAGGGUCAUCAGGGAGAAGGAGGAGGAGCUGGCAGAGGUCCAUCAACGGGUGAAGUCAGCCAUCUUGAAAAAGGAAGAGACUGUGGCUAGCCUGAGGAAGCAGCAUGAGGCUGCUCUGAAGAGGGCGGACCACCUGGAGGCCCUAUUGGAACAGCAGAGGAAGCAGCUGCUGGAGAAGUGACUGACAGGAGGGCAGGACUUGAACACCACCAUCUCCACCUUUUCCUCCUUUCUCUUCCCCUCACUCCUUCAUUCAUUCUGUCACUUGGGGCCCCUCUUUUCCCUCUGUUUUUUCUUUGGUCUGGUGGAUAUGAUUCUGAUAGACUAGAAAGAGAGAGCGAGAGAGAAAUGGAGCUUGCCUGACUGUAUCUCCGUAGGCUUCUUGAUAAAGCCCCAGAGAUUAGAGACUGGCCUCUCCCAAGCAGGCCGAAUACGGCCAGGGAAACAGGCUGGAGAGGAUGCCGUCUGCUGUUUUAAGCGCCUCUCAGGCUGGAGGAGCCACAGACCAGGGGUGCUGUGAUCUUUAACUGCCCAGAGGCCCAGUGGACUCCUGGAAGCACUGAACCAUUCUCUCCCUACAGAGUUUAUAGACUAGGGGGGCAGUGAUCGUUUACAGUGCAGAGGCUCAAACAGUAAAGCAGUGGACGGACAGAACCAUUCUGUCCCCAUAUGGGCCAUGGACCGGGAGGGCUGUGUUGACUGAACCAUUCUGACUGAACCAUUCUCUGCAACCACCUCUGGAAUUUAUAUAGAUUGUGAACCCCCCUAAAAUCUGAAGGAGCUGGAGAGCCCCCCCCCCCCACCCCCGUUCCCCACAGAGCAGAGACAAGGCUGCUGCCAUGGAGAAGAGAACAGUUCCAGAUGUUCUAAGCCAGCCCAGGCCUGCUCUGUGACAGUGUGAAGUUUUCCGAGCAGGCAGAGAGAGGUGGAGGGGGGCUAUGUGGUCGUUCUGAGGAGGAGGGAAGGGAAUCAGCACCCCAAACCACCCUCUUCCCUGCUGAGGUCCUGCAGUCAGUCGUUCCGACACGUCUGUAGAGAGUGCUGCUGAAUGAAGCUGGGGCUCGAGGUUGCUCGGCGGUGCCCUUUGUGUGUGAGUUACAGAUGUCUUUUGUCCUGGUGCCCCUCUGGGCUAGUGCUAAUUAUAGGAUCUGCUGCCUUGGCUUGGUGCGGCCCCCCCACCCCUCUCCUACACACACACACACACACACACACACACACACACACAAACACGGUCA
Coregonus clupeaformis (lake whitefish) is the source of this 4918-nucleotide messenger RNA. It is a transcript of the gene cep131, whose product is annotated as centrosomal protein 131. NCBI's taxonomy places the organism in Eukaryota, Metazoa, Chordata, Actinopteri, Salmoniformes, Salmonidae. Gene Ontology annotation, cellular component: centriolar satellite. The record is from RefSeq and is a predicted model, not a curated record. Gene Ontology annotation, molecular function: protein binding. Gene Ontology annotation, biological process: cilium assembly; intraciliary transport involved in cilium assembly; regulation of centrosome duplication. Bases 472 to 3864 code for a protein of 1130 amino acids. The transcript has 27 exons.